AUGAUACCCUACAUAGGUGUCAGUGACGGGCCUGGUAUGGGUGUAAUGUUCGCCCUAGGUGUCAGCGGCGGGCCUGGUAUGGGUGUAAUGUUCGCCCUAGGUGUCAGUGACGGGCCUGGUAUGGAUGUAAUUUUCACCCUAGGUGUCAGUGACGGGCCUGGUAUGGGUGUAAUGUUCGCCCUAGGUGUCAGCAGCGGGCCUGAUAUGGGUGUAAUGUUCGCCCAAGGUGUCAGUGGCGGGCCUGGUAUGGGUGUAAUGUUCGCCCUAGGUGUCAGCGGCGGGCCUGGUAUGGGUGUAAUGUUCGCCCUAGGUGUCAGUGACGGGCCUGGUAUGGAUGUAAUUUUCACCCUAGGUGUCAGUGACGGGCCUGGUAUGGGUGUAAUGUUCGCCCUAGGUGUCAGCAGCGGGCCUGAUAUGGGUGUAAUGUUCGCCCAAGGUGUCAGUGGCGGGCCUGGUAUGGGUGUAAUGUUCGCCCUAGGUGUCAGUGACAGGCCUG
Messenger RNA from Pecten maximus, 496 nucleotides. RefSeq names its product glycine-rich cell wall structural protein 1-like. The record is from RefSeq and is a predicted model, not a curated record. The annotation marks the transcript as partial. The transcript has a single exon. NCBI's taxonomy places the organism in Eukaryota, Metazoa, Mollusca, Bivalvia, Pectinida, Pectinidae.